Molecule: messenger RNA, 1611 nt
Organism: Centruroides sculpturatus (bark scorpion)
Lineage: Eukaryota; Metazoa; Arthropoda; Arachnida; Scorpiones; Buthidae
Product: dynein regulatory complex protein 1-like
Exons: 2
Coding region: 1-1611 (536 amino acids)
Biological process (GO): cilium-dependent cell motility; axonemal dynein complex assembly; regulation of cilium movement
Cellular component (GO): axoneme; axonemal dynein complex
Source: RefSeq, a predicted model, not a curated record
AUGUCGCUAGAAGUUAAGAACAGCAUAAAAGGAAGCGAAUUUCAAGAACUUCUUGAUGAUUUAGGUAUUCGUGAAGACAUCUCUGACAUCGCUUCUAAGAAAACUAAUCAUAGUUUUUUACAAGUUUAUAAUGACGGAUAUGAACGAGUGUCUAACGUAUUUGUUGCAUUUAUUCAAAGAGUAAAGCAAAAAAGACUGGAAGAACAGAAGUUUAGAGACUCGAAGCGUGAAGAAUUGAAGAAAUUUUCUGAAAGUGUAGCUUUUCAAUUCCAAAAAUGCGUACAGAGAUGGAAUGAGAGGAAAGUAAAGCUUCCAGUUGAAAUACAUCAUCUGAUGCAAGAAGAGAAGAAGAAUUGCGAAUUCAUUUUGAAAGAAAUGGAUUGCAAAGUGGAAAAUCUUAAGAUUCUCCUCGAAGAAAGAGAAAAGAAGUACGAAGAUGAACUCGAAGAGUUGAGAAAUGACUUGUCGUAUCUGAUCAAAAAAUCCGAAUGCUUAAUCAAUCAUCUAUAUGAUCUAUCGAGGGAAGAAAUCCAAACUAUGAUUGAUUUUUCUGUACGAGAAACGCGAAAAAAACACACGAAAUGUUUUAAUGCAUGGAAGAAAAAAUCUCAAGAGAUUUUAGAUGGAAGAGGUUUUUAUCUACAAACUUUAGAGCAAAGACGAAAAGAAUAUGAACAUGAAAUUCGGAAAGAAGAAAAAUUAAGUUCUGAAGAAUACGUCAUUCUUCGUAGAAGACUUCUUGAUGAUGUCAGGUCUGAAGAAUGGGAUAAAUUAAUUCCUGAACAGAAACGAGAACUUAUUCACCUGAGUAAGAAGUUUGAACAGCUGCAAUAUCUCCUGAGGAUGCUUCAAGACCAGCAAACGUUAAAGCGUAUUCAGAUCCAUAAAGAUCGAAAGGAUCUUACAGAAAAACUUAAAAAAUCCGAAGAAAGAUGGGAGUACCUUCGAUUUCUCGAGAAUAGAAAGUAUGUCGACGUUUUUAUCUUAAGAACAAAUGAAAUUAAAGAACUCUGUAGCAGAGUAUUGGGAGCAGAUAAGGCCAUUCGGGAGAAUAUAUUGGGCAUAAAGUGGGAAAAAAUAAACUUUCAAGAAGGAAAAGCUUCAAAAAGUCCAUCUUUUGAAACAGAAAGUUGGAAUUUUCAAUGGAAAUUUCAUUUAUUUAACAUUAUUUGCGAACAGAUGAGUUUUUUGAUUAAAGAUAAAUUCCUUUUUCCAAAAGGUACUAAUUUAUUGAAAUUAGAUACUUUAUUAAAUAUCUUAGGAAUUAAGACGUCGAAGGAUCUCGAAUAUUUUUUACAAUACUUUAGGAAUUGUAGCGAAUACGACGAAACAAUUUUGGUGAACGUUAAAGAAUUCUUAGAAAAUAAAAUAAAAACAAAAAAUUGGUAUCAGCACGAGCACGAAGAAGUAAAGGUCGAAGAUUGGAAAGAGUGCAUCAAUUUAAUCCCUAAAGAACGUUUACUUUUAUGGGAAACCCUUUACGAAAUGCAGAAAAACUACCACGAACUGCUUAAAAGAAGAUCUCGACUCUUAAAACACAAAAAGGAAUUAACUCUAAAAAAUUAUAAACUGAUAAACGUAAAAAGUCGUUUAAAUGUUAAAAAGACGUAG